AUGCAUUCAAAUUCUCCUAAUUUUGAUCCCCAUCCUGAGAAUACGCAUAUUUCGAUUCCCGAAGUUCCUCCUGAAGAUGCAUUUUCUUAUUCUCUUGAAACUUUUGGCUCACAUAACGAACCCAUAGGCUACACAUGUAAUGCUGUCGGCAAUUUUAAACAGAAUGAAUACCAAACGUACCGCAUUAUUGACCCUGAUAGUUGUCAAGUUUUAAAAGAGAUUGUUUAUAUACAUUCUACUCCACAAGAGGCUCAUUCAACUUGCGUGCCUAAAGAAUCGUGGCUUACGGAUAACCUUUAUGGUAUCUCGAACUCUCAGCAAGGUAUUCAAAAUGCCUCUACUGCUGAAUACAUUCCCACUCAUGAUUUUCAUUGUUCUAAUUGUGAUGAAAUAUUUGGAUGUGAAUGCCAGCUUUAUUUGCAUAGACUUUUACAUCAUUCUCCUUUGUCGAAAUUGGAAGUGCUCAAAUGUGAAAUAUGCGGCAAAAAAUGUUCCAGAGUUUCUGCGUUCAAAAGUCAUCUUUCUCUUCAUAUUCUGCGUAAUGAUCAGACAUGUCCCCGUUGUCAAGCUAAACUACCCAACUCAUUCACGCAGGAUGAUGCCAAUAACAAAGUGCUCCCCAUUUCCCGUAAUCAAUACCGCUGCAAGUUGUGCGGAACUGUAAACUCUUCUCUUACUCAACUUCGAAUUCAUUAUAAGCGAAACCAUCCGAAAAGGGAGCCUUGUACCACUGGGACUCAGCAGCAAAAUGAACAGAAGGAACCUUCUCAUUCAGCAUCCAACCGACGUAUUUCGAAGGACAAGGCCUUCGACUUUAUAAAGGAAAUCGCUUCCUUGUCUAAGUAUGAGAAGCACAAAACUUCUUCUUGUAAUCUUAUAAGCGAUCUUGAUUUAUCUGAGUACGUCAGGAAGGUGGCUGUUACGAAAAAAAGGCAUAGCUUUCUGUGCACAUUGUGUGGUAAAAAGUUUCCAUCUACUACACGCGCAAAAUAUCAUGUUUUCUCGCAUCUGGGUGUUAAGCCUUUUUGCUGUCCACAUUGUUCUAAGAGGUUUACUCAAAAGAGUGCUAUGGAGACUCACAUGAAAAUCCACGAUGCGCCAAAGAGUUGCACUUGCCCAUACUGUGAAAAAUCCUUCAAUUUUAAACAAAACCUUGACUUUCAUGUUGCAAAAUAUCACACAGUUGUGUCCACUGUGGAAAGGCCUCUUCAAACAAAACGGGAUCUUAGCACCAUUAGAUCAUUUAUCAUUUCUUAUAAGGAUCUCUCAAAAUCCCUCCUCUCAAUGUUUAACCUCUUUCUCUCAUUUUAUCCUAUUUUUACAGGCCGGCGAUUGCCUUGCAGAUACUGCUUCAUGACAUUUAGCAGUAUCUCAGUUCGUGCCGAUCACGAAGUAACAGUUCAUUUCAAACGCUCCAGAUAUCCAAAACGGCCUCUACGAAUCAGUGCAGUUUAUAACCGCCACCGCGAAAAGUUUAAUCAUAUUUCUAAGUUGCUAUCUCCUUCACAAUCCUUUUCUCAUUGUCCAUGGUGUUCACUUCCCAUGACUUCUCCAGAACUCCAUUUUGUUUCUCAUUUUCUUGCCGAUGCAUUUAUUUGUGGAAAGUGCGAUCGACGUUUUGUUGUUGGUUUCCUCUGCCUUCUUCAUUUACGAAAGAAACACCUUAAAGUGAAGUCGAAUUUGCGUGUCCUUGUUCGAUGUGAUAUACCCCCUAGUGUUCAACAACGAAUAGGUUUAAUGAAACGGACAAAUGUUGAAGCUAAUCUUAUCACCAGUGGUCCAGCAACCACUUUUGACAUUAUUAAUCUCCCUGAACAGCGGCAAGAAAGUACUUUUACCGAACAGGGAGGUCAAGAAAUCGUUUGGUUAACUGAGCCACAGCCGGAUAUUUCUCAAAAUGCUCCUCCUCUUAACUCUGUUGUUAUCAUUUCACCCGAGGUUGAACAAAUUCCUGUUUCACAACAGCCUGUCGAUCAGUCUUUUGUUUUGGAUCAGGGUUUCCAAUCCGGUGAUAUGUAUCUUUAUCCUCAGGAUAAUCUAGUUACCUAUUAUUCUGAGGACGUUGGUUAUGUGGAUAAUGCCACUUCAGCUUUCGACGCGGAUUAUCAGCCCACUCUCGAUUUCAUUCCUUCAAGUUUGGAUUUCAAUCCAGAAAAAGUUACGAUAGCCACCGAUCUCCAGCUACCUUUUCAGAGUCUAGAGGGUGGUAUGUCUGACUUUUUUGGUUGUUGUCAGUGUACUGCAAGAUUCGAUUGUAGUAUUGCGUUGUCCAAUCAUGCAGCAACUCAUCAAACACCUGCCCGUUAUUACAGCGUCUGUUGCAAUUGUGGUUGGUGCAGAUUGGAUUCAGGUGAGAGUGAACUAUGUCAAGCUUGUGGACAUGACACUUUCCAGCAAAUGGAAGGUCUAGUGGAAGGUGGCAGUUUGGUUGGAUUUGCCCGUUUCUAUUGUACUCAUUGUAAUGUUCCCUUUACGGAUUUGGUUCAGCUGGAAUCUCACGUAGCUGAAUUGUACACUUGUCAACCCCAAUCCAUUAUUGAAGAGUUUGCUACUGUGGAAACUAUCCAACCCCCUUCUCCACCGCGAAAUCCACCUCCACAAACAAAUCCUGUUAAUGAAAUCGUUUCCCAUCGUCAACCAAAUUUACCCAAAAAGCAACAUUUUCAGUUAUCUGAAGAGGAAUUAGAUAGAAUCCUACAAACUCAACCUACUCCCGAGUGUAGUCUUUCAGAGCGAUUGCUUUAUGAAGCAGCUUUUGAACGAAAUUUUCGAAGUUAUCCAACUGCUGAUAAGCAGACAACGACCUCAUCUUCAUCAUCAAUGGAUCGUCCGCACGUCUGCACAAUAUGUUCCUACCGUUUUCAACGCAGUUCUGAUCUGCAUCGCCAUAUGCUCCUGCACACUGGUGUUAGACCCUAUGCUUGCAAGUUUUGUGACAAACGUUUCAUUCUUCCCCGACGGUUACUGGCUCAUGCUACUAAUCACCAUGGCAGUGAAGGUGCAGCAUGGGCCACUGGUUUCCUCUCGGGACGACCGCGAUCACGAAAAAUGCUUUCAACGUCGGCUUCUCCAGGGUCUCUAAAUUGUCACCUUUGUGGGACAAAAUUAAGCAAUGCGGCUUCCCUCCACGCUCACAUGCGAAUCCACACUGGAACAAAAACAUACGCCUGUCCCUACUGCAAUGAAUGCUUUCGCACUCCAAUUCAACGCAAGCGACAUCUUAAAGUGUGCCAGAAAUCACAGCAAACUGAUCUAGAUACAGUUACUGCCACAGAGACCUUCGAUUUCACCCCAUUCCUUCUCGAUCUUCAGCAAACAUCUCAGCCGUCAGCCUCUACAAGUGGACUCAAGGAUCUACUUGCGAUUGAUCAACCCUCUCAGCAGAAGUAUGUUCGUCUUGAACCCGAGCGCGGAACCUCUUCAAGUGGUUUUGUCAGUCUCUGGCAAUGCCGAAACUGUCAGGAGACAUUCAAUUCUAAUAAGGCCUUUACAAGCCAUCAAUGCGUUAUUCUUCAUCAAUUCGAUAGCGGAGGAGCUAGAGGAGGAACGGUUGAACGCUCUCCUUUCACUUGCUCUGUUUGCAAACAUCAAUUCACUAGGAGAAACGAUCUGAAGAGACAUGAGCAAACUCAUGAGACCAAUGAUUUGCAGAGACGGCCAUUUUGUUGUGGAGUCUGUGGGGCAAGAUUUACGCAGAGUGGUAGUUUGAAUAUUCAUCUUCAAGCUACUGGGCAUGAUGAGACUUCAAUAGCUAGGCGACGAUUCAGAUGCCGAUUGUGUAGAAGUUCAUUCUUCUACCGAUCUGGCUUGAUUCGGCAUUCAGCGAUUGCUCAUGGAGUGAGAAGUAAUGAAGAAAACACAGGAGACUAG
Messenger RNA from Rodentolepis nana, 3870 nucleotides. The record is from the annotation of a GenBank genome assembly. Lineage: Eukaryota; Metazoa; Platyhelminthes; Cestoda; Cyclophyllidea; Hymenolepididae.